AUGAAGUCUGCAAGCAGAUUGUUCUUCCUAUCAGUCUUUGCGCUUUGGGGUUCUCCAGUUCAAUGCGAACGCGCCCAAGAUGAUUGUGCGAUCUCCCCCAAGUCAAUUGUUUCUGACGCAUGCGCCUCUUAUUCUACCCUCGACGAACUGAACACCAAGGUCAAGCCCCUCGUCGACGACCUGACAAGCUCGACCGACUUCUUCUCUCACUACCGAUUGAACCUCUUCCACAAGAAAUGCCCCUUCUGGAACGACGAGAAUGGCAUGUGUGGCAACAUUGCCUGUGCCGUGGAGACGCUUGACAACGAGGAGGACAUUCCUGAGGUGUGGAGGGCGAGCGAGCUUGGAAAGCUGGAAGGACCUCUAGCGAAACACCCUCCGAGAAAGGUGCAACACGAGCGCCCCGAACGACCCCUACAAGGAAAGCUGGGCGAGGAUGUCGGCGAAAGCUGUGUGGUUGAAUACGACGACGAGUGUGACGAGCGCGACUACUGCGUGCCGGAGGAUGAAAGCGCAACUUCUAAGGGGGAUUAUGUGAGCCUCCUCCGGAACCCUGAGCGCUUCACUGGGUACGCGGGAGUCGGCGCUGCCCAGGUCUGGGACGCCAUCUACCGAGAGAAUUGCUUCCAGAAGAGCUCGUUCCCUCACUCGGCCUCUCUGGGUCAGUCACAAUCUAGCCCCAAGGGCCCUGCGGUGCAAGACUUCAGGCAGGUUCUCGAGGCCGCUGGGCGACAGCAAAAUCUGGAGCAGAUGCGCGAGAAGCAGCCCAACGCACCCUUCGCAGCCCAGACUGGUCUGGAAUCGGAGGACGAGUGUAUCGAGAAGCGCGUCUUCUACCGCGUGGUCUCGGGCAUGCACGCUAGCAUCAGCACCCAUCUCUGCUGGGACUUCUUGAACCAGACUACCGGACAGUGGCAGCCCAAUCUGGCCUGCUACAAACAACGACUCCACACCCACCCCGAGCGCAUCAGCAACUUGUACUUCAACUACGCCCUCGUCACCCGCGCGAUUGCCAAGCUUGGCCCCUACCUCCAGGGCCGAGACUACACUUUCUGCUCGGGAGACCUGGACCAGGACGCCGCCACCCGAGCCAAGGUCCUCGAAGUCACCGAAUCCGCGGCUAGUGUUCCGCAGAUUUUCGACGAGAGCCUGAUGUUCAAGAACGGCGAGGGCCCCUCCCUCAAGGAGGACUUCCGCAACCGCUUCCGCAACGUCAGCAGAGUUAUGGAUUGUGUCGGUUGCGACAAGUGCCGUCUAUGGGGUAAGCUGCAAACUGCCGGCUACGGUACCGCCUUGAAGGUCCUCUUCGAGUUCGACAACAACAGUGGAGAUAUCCCCGUGCUAAAGCGCACCGAGCUCGUCGCUCUCUUCAACACCUAUGCCCGUAUCAGCAGCUCCCUCGCCGCUAUUGGCAAGUUCCGGGCCAUGGUCGACGCUGAGGAGGCACUCGCCUCCGCCGCCGCUGCCGCUGCUCCCGAGCCUACCAACGUGAUUCCCGACCGGGCAAAGAAGCCACACCACGUGGUCACGUCGCAAGAUGCGGAAGUCGAGAUGGAAGACGACGACUACCCUGAGGAAAAGCCCCGACAGAAGACGACCGGAGAGCUUUUCCAGGAAGCCUUCGACGAGGAGUUUGGUCGCUUCCUCAAGGCCACCAAGUUUGUCAUCAGGCGCUGGCUCGGAUUCCCCAAGACAUUCUUCAACAUCUUCAUUGUCGAGCUGGCUCGCUUGUACCAGGGCUUCGUCGGUCUCCCGGUCAUCGAGAGGACCUGGAACUUUGAACGGCCCAACCUGGAUGAGUUGUAG
Molecule: messenger RNA, 1806 nt
Organism: Colletotrichum karsti
Lineage: Eukaryota; Fungi; Ascomycota; Sordariomycetes; Glomerellales; Glomerellaceae
Product: endoplasmic oxidoreductin-1
Exons: 3
Coding region: 1-1806 (601 amino acids)
Biological process (GO): protein folding in endoplasmic reticulum
Cellular component (GO): endoplasmic reticulum membrane; endoplasmic reticulum
Molecular function (GO): FAD binding; protein-disulfide reductase activity; thiol oxidase activity
Source: RefSeq, a predicted model, not a curated record